UUUGCAUGUACACUAAAGUUAAUGCAAGCUAUAUAUUAUAUAAAAAGAAAGAGUUUCACUAUUGUAGUUUUCACACAAUAAAACUAUAGUCACCCCCCUUUAAAUACUUGAUAACAACCCUAAUCUUCUUUAUUUGUGUCACUACAAGACAUUUUAUUAUAACCCCCACAAACAAAGUUUGGGGGGUAUAUAGGAAUCACCUUGUCCGUCUGUCUGUGCAAUGGUGUCCGGUCCAUAUUUUUCUUAGAGGGACAUUACAAUCUACUACUCCACACUAAGAUUGCUCAUGACCCAAGGGUGUGUCAUGACCUUGACCCAAGGUCAUUUGGGCAAGUUCAAGGUCACUGGAAGAAAAAUUUCAUAAUUCGUGUCUGGUACAUAUCUUUCUUAUGGAUAAACUUGGUAAAUUCUCAUUUCACACAAAGAUUGCCCAUGAAACCCUAUUUUGUGUCAUGACCUUGACCCAAGAUCAUUUGGGGAAGUUCAAGGUCACUGGAAGAAAAAUUUCAUAAUUCGUGUCUGAUCCAUAUCUUUCUUAUGGAUAAACAUGGUAGGUUCUCAUUUCACACAAAGAUUGCCCAUGACCCAAUUGUGUGUCAUGACCUUGACCCAAGGUCAUUUGGGGAAGUUCAAGAUCACUGUUAGAAAAAUUUCAUAAUUUGUGUUUGAUACAUAUCUAUUAUGGAAAAUAUUACUUCUAAAAAAUCCAGCGGGGGGUAUUUUGUCCAGUUUGGACAGUUCUUGUUGUAUCAUAAUAGAUUUAGACAAGUAGAUCGAAAUAUCUGAGUACCUUAACAAAGCACCUGCUCUACUAAAUAUUGCUGAAAUCUGAACAAAAUUGACAUGUUUUAAGGUUUUUGAAACAUCUCCAUUCGAAAUGAACCAAUCUGUCAUUGACACAUACCUCAACCCACCACAAGAAACAGUCGAGGAAAUUCUCCAAUCACCACAAAAAAGAAUGGUUUCAGUCAGAGGUAUUUUACGAAAAUCAUCACAGAUCAUAGAAUCGCCCAAUAGUAAGAGGAAGGAGAUAACAAUAGAGUCGAUGGAAGGUACUUCCCGAGUAGUUUGUAAAUUGUGGGGAGACCAUGCCGACAAGUGUCUGCCGCAGAAUGAUGAAGUCGUGACUGUCUGCAACGUAGAAGUUGCAACAUUUAAAGAUAUAAUUUCACUAAAUUCAACCCUGCUUACUUCCAUAAAGGAAUCCGAAGAGAACACCAUAGUCGAAGGAAAAGUCGAAGGGGUAGAUUUUAGAGAGGACUUCAGCUAUCUCAUCAUUGACACAAAAACUUAUAAAGUAAAAACAACGGAACUGGAAAGAAUAUUUCCCAGAGGGUUCGAACAAGACAUACAUAUCAAAGGAAGCGCUCAUGGAUUUACCAUUGUUGAACUAGAGAAGAUCAACCCAGCAAAGAAACCUAAGAGAGAUUAAACUUUUCAAGAAAAGUACUUCUUUUGAACAAUUUGAACAACGCCCAUUUCAUUUCAGCUAUAAUUCAAAGCUCAAAUAAGCUUUUCUAAUCAUAAUUUGGUCGUCUGUCUAGCUGUCCGUCUGUCUGUAAACAUUUCAUAUUUUUAACUUCUUUUCAAGAACCACUGGACCAAUUUCAAUAAAACUAAACACAAAGCAUCCUUGACCACAGAAGACUCAACUACUAUCUUCAUAUGAAAGGCCAUGUAUGACCUCUUAUAAAGGGAAAUAAUGAAGACAUAAUUAAAAUUUUGUGGCAUGUUUGUAAAUCUCCUCAUCAAGAACCACAGAGUUGGGAAAAUAUAAAACUAAUCUGGAAACAUCUUCAAGUAUUGCACAUUACAAAAUUUGAUUUUUAAAUUAUGACCCCCAGAUAUAGCCUGAGGCCACCAGAUAUGAUCAAAGUUUAACAUACGAAUAUAUAAGAAAAAACUUUAAAAAAUCUUCUUAAAGACA
This is a messenger RNA of Saccostrea echinata, 1927 nucleotides long. RefSeq lists its product as uncharacterized. The coding region runs from base 878 to 1432 and encodes 184 amino acids. The transcript has 5 exons. NCBI's taxonomy places the organism in Eukaryota, Metazoa, Mollusca, Bivalvia, Ostreida, Ostreidae. The record is from RefSeq and is a predicted model, not a curated record.